UAUUGUCUAUAAUUGAUAAUUGAAUGCUAUUUUGUUCUAGCCUUGAGUUUUAUUAAAAUGGCAGAAAUGUCAUUUUGAAGCAUUAUUUUUCAGUGUUCUACACCUGCCUAUUCAUCUACUUCUAUUUUUGGUUCUUCCUGGUGAAUUAGCUUCCUUUAACUUUAGGUGAGAGUCUUGUUUCUCUAAAAAAUUAGAGGGCUUCCAAAUACUAGGACUCUUUCUACUUCCCCAUUGGGCUAUGCCCAUCCCAAUUCAGGUAGUAUUUAAGAUGUAGGCCAAAUUUAACAUAUAGGUGCAGAAAAUAGUAUUGAUUUCCAAUUUAUGUCAAACUUUGAUUGACUUCCUGAAAAGUGUUUAUGGUUUAAGAAUUCAAAUCUUUCAGGUAAAAAUUGCCUUUCUUAGCGGAUUUGUCAUUUUGGGAAAUGUUUUGCCCAUGUUCGUUUGAACAGAAUUGAUUUAAUACAUUUUUCAAAGUUCUUUAGCAUUACUAAAAAUGGUUUCCUUUUUGUGUAUAAUGAGGAAAUUAUUAUAUAGCAUGAUAUAUAACAGCAUGUGAUGUACUUAUUAAACCUUUUAUAAACAGGAGUACAGAGUUUUUGUAUUGUUUUCUUUACUCCUUAUAAAGCAUGUGGUAUAUAUUUUUCUACUCUUGUUAAUGAAUCCUGUGUAUCUAUCGUCGUAUCUCUAGAAAUAAUUUUUCACACAGAUGCAUACAGUACUACUACUUUCCUGUUUACCAUGUGAAGUGUUACACACUAAUAGCAACCACUUGGAACCUUUAGUGUGCCUUUUUCUGAUACUUCUUUUUGAAAAUGAAAUUUUGCAGUUUCAUUCCUUUACCACCAGACUUGUUUAGGUUUAUUCUAAACAAAAUGGGUAAGACUUUUGAAGGCCUUGAAUCUAGUGUUUACCUAAAUGUUCUCUUAUUCAUUCUAAAUUGAAUUCACUUUAUAUCUAGGUUAAGGUUUUAUUACUAUGCUAAUGGCUACAUAUAAAAACAGACAAACCUGUUGUCUGGUACCACAGUUGUCAUUGUUAAGAAAUGGACUAAUAAAAAUCCCAUUUAUAUUUUUUUAAUCCUAAAAGCAAAUGUUAUCAUUUAUAAACUAAACUAGAACAUAGUUAAUUUUGGUUUCUGUUCUUCAUGGUUAUAUAUUUUAUAGCACUUUCUCAUCCUCAGUAUUACAGUGUAGUAUAGAAUUGUAUAGAUAACUAUUGUAGAUGCUGGAUUAAGAAAUAGAGCUUGAGAGAAGUUCUGUUUUCCUGAAAACUUGAAAGGGUAAGCUGUUUUGUUUAAAUAAUGGAGAGCCAUAAAAUUUGCCUUAAGUUGAGAUUAGUAAAGACAGAUGUUGAAGAUAUUAAAUAUAGGUUAAAAAUAUGUACGUGUAUGUGCAUAUACAUACACACACACUCUUAGGAAAUGAAACUGAAUUUUCAGCUUAGUAUUGUGAAAUUUGAGUCAGCUUCUCUUAAAUCCUAUCUAGAGAAGCUAGAGACAUUAAAGUCCAUUUAUUUUGCCAAAUUGAACAGUAAAAUUUAAACAUUUACAAAAACUAUGAAUUUGAUAUAUCAUCCAAAGCAAAAUAUUUAAAUCUGAUUUUUUUGUUGUUGUUGUUAAUGUUUAAAAUGUGACCAAUUCUUAAAUUUUAGUAUGACUCUCAUAUGUGUUUAACAUCAUUUUGUCUGACUAACAUUUCAAGUAACUAUAAUUUGCAUCUUACUGCAUUUUUAAAAUGUUCUUUCGUGUUUGGUAUAUUUUUUUUCCUUUGCCCCUAAAACCACUUUCAGCUAACAAAAGAACAUUUUCCCUACAUUCUUCUCUGUUGCAAUGACUUUUAAUAGGUUAUUGAAUUUACAUUUGUUCUGAGGUGAAAACUGCAAUAGCAAUUUAAACUUACUUUUACUUACUUUUCUAUAUGUUUUGAUUCUUUCGUGGGUGGGGGUGAGGGUAAAAGGUUUGAGUUCUUUGAAGUUCUCCCCUGCCCCCGACCUCUGGAGAUGAGAAAGUUAUUAUGCUACUUUGCUGCAGGAUUGGCUGAUGUCAUUUUACAGGGACCUUUCAUUUCUGUGAUUUCUCCUUCCCUCCCCACCAGGAAAGAAUGCCAUACUUAAGUCACACUGCCUCCAAGACAUCUGAUGCUUUGACACUCUUCCUUAGCACAACUCUGCUAAACCCAAAUCCCUUUUGUAAACCUUUAUGUUGAUGAUCCACAUGGGGCAGCGGGGAAUUACAGGUGCCACAAAUAAAAAUAGGAGAGGGCAAGGAAUUUGAGACCUGUUAGAGGGGGUGAGCUGAGGUGAACUGAUCCUAGGUGAGCAGAGAGGAAAGGUAUGUCAGUGAUUAUGAAUGUAACUGGGGAAAGGGGGGAGACUAAUAGCAGAGGCAUCCCUGUUGGGAAGAAUAAGAAGCAGAAGAAGGGAGAGGGGCACUGUUUUCCAUUUCAGUAUUUCAAGAAGCUAGUUGUUAAAAAUUGCUUUUCUAUUGAGAACCAGUAUUGAAGCAUCCUGAUUCCCUCUAGAGUACUUGUAUCUUUUCUAACGUUAUGGUUAACUGGAUUAUAUAAUUUAAAAAUAAUACAGUGGUGUUUUCUGUAUCUACAUCCUUAUGAUGUUUCUAGGUUGUUUAUUCUCUGUUGAUGCUUAGUAGCAUGAUGAAAAACUGAGCAGUUUGUGCUCUCUGAGUUUGGGGGUUGGGGGUUUGUUUUUGUUUUUUCUUUUGGUGGAAGUAGUUAAACCAACUUAAAUAUGAUGACUGAGGAUUAAGUCUGGCAGGCAACUCUUUGUAUUUUGUAUUAGACUUCAAAAUCUUUUCUUCUUCUUCUUCUUCUUUUUUUUUUUUUUAAAUCCAGGAGAAUGCUUUAUUGCAACUUUUAGCUGACUAGAUGCUUAACUUAGUAACAAGUUUAGCCCUUGUAACUGGCUAGCUAAAAGCAAAUCGGCUUGUUUCUCAGAUCUUUGGGGGAUAGCAAGAAACAUUUGAGUGAAUGUUGUUGAAGAUUUUCAGUAGUAUAGAAAAUGAUGGCGCUCUUGUGAUAUUUGUAAGUACAAGCAAGGAUUUGGCACAGACAUCCUAUUUCAUGGCUACCAACAGUCUGCAUCUUACAACCUUCUGUCUUCAGUAUAAACCAACAGUGAUAGCAUGUGUAUGCAUUCAUUUGGCUUGCAAAUGGUCCAAUUGGGAGAUUCCCGUGUCAACUGAUGGAAAACAUUGGUGGGAAUAUGUGGAUCCUACAGUUACUCUGGAAUUACUAGAUGAGCUAACACAUGAGUUUCUACAAAUAUUGGAGAAAACGCCUAGUAGGUUGAAGAGGAUUCGAAACUGGAGGGCUAAUCAGGCGGCUAAGAAACCAAAAGUAGAUGGACAAGUAUCAGAAACACCACUUCUUGGUUCAUCUUUGGUCCAGAAUUCCAUUUUAGUAGAUAGUGUUACUGGUGUGCCUACCAACCCAAGUUUUCAGAAACCAUCUACAUCGACAUUCCCUGCACCAGUACCUCUAAAUUCAGGAAAUAUUUCUGUUCAAGACAGCCAUGCAUCUGAUAAUUUGUCAGUGCUAGCAACAGGAAUGCCAAGUACCUCAUAUGGUUUGUCAUCACACCAAGAAUGGCCUCAACAUCAAGAGUCGGCAAGGACAGAACAGAUAUAUUCACAGAAACAGGAGACAUCUUUGUCUGGUAGCCAGUACAGCAUCAACUUCCAGCAGGGACCUUCUGUAUCACUGCAUUCAGGACUACAUCACAGACCUGACAAAAUUUCUGACCAUUCUAAUAUUAAGCAAGAUUAUACUCAUAAAGCAGGAAGCAGUAAACACCAUGGGCCAAGUUCUGCUACUCCUGGAGUAAUUCCUCAGAAAAUGUCUUUAGAUAAAUACAGAGAAAAACGUAAGCUAGAAACCCUUGAUCUGGACGCAAGGGAUCAUUAUAUAGCUGCCCAGGUAGAACAGCAACACAAACAUGUACAGUCCCAGGCAGCCAGCAGCAGUUCUGUAACCUCUCCCAUUAAAAUGAAAAUUCCCAUUACAAAUGCUGAAAAACCUGAAAAAUAUAUGGCAGAUAAGAAGGAAAAGAGUGGAUCACUGAAAUUACGGAUUCCAAUACCACCCACUGAUAAAAGUGUCAGUAAAGAAGAACUGAAAAUGAAGAUAAAAGUUUCUUCCUCAGAAAGACACAGCUCUUCUGAUGAAGGCAGUGGGAAAAGCAAGCAUUCCAGCCCGCAUAUUAGCAGGGACCAUAAGGAGAAGCACAAGGAGCAUCCUUCCAACCGCCACCACCCCAGCAGUCACAAGUAUUCCCACUCAUACAGUGGCAGCAGCAGUGGUGGCAGCAAGCACAGUGCUGAUGGGAUACCACCCGCUGUUCUGAGGAGUCCUGUUGGCCUGAGCAGUGAUGGCAUUUCCUCUAGUUCCAGCUCUUCAAGGAAGAAGCUGCAUAUCAAUGAUGCAUCUCACAACCAUCACUCCAAAAUGAGCAAAAGUUCCAAAAGUUCAGGUAGUUCAUCUAGUUCUUCCUCCUCUGUUAAGCAGUAUGUAUCCUCUCACAACUCUGUUUUUAACCAUCCCUUACCCCCUCCUCCCCCUGUCACAUACCAGGUGGGCUACGGACAUCUCAGCACCCUCGUGAAACUGGACAAGAAGCCAGUGGAGACCAACGGUCCUGAUGUCAAUCACGAGUACAGUACAAACAGCCAGCAUAUGGACUACAAAGACACAUUCGACAUGCUGGACUCGCUGUUAAGUGCCCAAGGAAUGAACAUGUAAUCAUUUGUUUAGGUCAAUUUUUCCUUUACUUUUUUAAUUUAAAAAUUGUUAGAAUGGAAAACUUCCUCCUGAUCUAGCAGUGGUAACACCUGCUGUUACUGCCACUGCUUCAAUAUUUGUAAGUGCUGCUUUAUUCUUCAUUCUGAAAAGAAGAGAUUAUAGUAAACAAGUCUUUAUCUCCACAUAUGAUAGUGUUAUAAAUACUGUAAAAGCAUGGAAGGUGCAAAACUCAGUAUUUCUACAAUUGCAGCUAAGAACAUUAGGGUGAAUGGCUGGCUGCUUCUAGGAAUAUAAGAUGCCUCAAGCAUUCGUUUAUUUAUAAUUUGAAUACUGUAGCUAUUUUUUGUUGUUGCUUGGCUUUUGAAUGAGUGUAAAUUGUUUUCUUUUGUGUAUUUAUACUCGUAUGUAUGAUUUGCAUGUUUCAAUGAUAAAGGGAUAAAACAGUAUACUGACAACUGUUUACAAGAAAGUGGAGAAAAAUGUACAUACAUUUUUGUAUGUUUAGAUAUUACCAUAAAUACUCAGGAUUGGAGCUGCUUGUAAGUAUAACAAUAUACAGAAUAACUUUAUUUUAUCUUGUCAGAGUCCAUCACUAAUCUAAAACAAAGGUGGCACUUUUUCAUGUUAACCUUAAACUCUAGGCCUUACUGGAAGCCACUGAAGGGGGACACUUCACUACCAGAUGGGUAUGCAGUGCCACAGAUGGUCAUUUACACUGUGAGGCACUGAUUCUGCCUUCAGAGGUUCUGACCAGAUUGGCUGCUGAAAUAGCCCCUAAUUUUCUGAAGGCUUGAAGAGGAAAAAAUAAAGUUUACAUACUCUUGAUGUGAAGUGCAUUUAAGUGUUUGUUGGCUUGUUGCAGUACUAUAAACACAGAGCUGUUAAUAAUGGUUAUGUAGAUUACUGUGAUUUGAAAACUAAAUUCACAGAAACUUACAUUAGUGAAGAAUUAGUAAGUCUUUUUCUUAAAUAGAGAACUUUAACACUACGUAUUUUAACAGUAAACAGGAAUCGCUUUUCCUUUAGCGUUCAGAAGGACACCAUGUUCUUAAACAUACUCCCCCCCUGAAGCGUGUUUGUGUGUGAUGCCAUAUUUCUUUUUCAGGUAAAUGCAGUCUUCCUUAUAAAAAUGAAAUUAAACUUAUUGCUCUUUCAGUUCUUUUAUAUUCUAACAAUAAAUAAAACAAAAAGAUCACUGACUGUGCAUUGUACCUGUAUUUAUAGCUUAUGGUUGUUAACAGGAAGCUCACUGAGAAAAAAAAAAGGUAAGCCUCCAGGUAAACAGCUAGUGGAGGUUUUACAUUUGUUUGCACAUCUCAGUAUAUUCCUGUUGAAGUCAAGUUUGCACAGUCUUCUGACUUUGGAACAAACAAUAGACUUUAACUUGUUUAAAAUUUGUCUUAAAUGCCGGUAACAUGGCUCUGGUUUAUCAGCUAAUCUUCAAUUCUGUGGUAAAUCUUUGGGCUGUUGAGUAUCUUUGAGAUAGGUUGAAUUCAACUUCUGUUGAAUUGAAAACUGUCUUAAUUUUUCCUCUAUGUAUAUGAAUUAUUUUUGUUACAAAGCCACUGAUAUGUGCACAAUUGUAAUUUUACUCAAGUAUGUUGCAGUUGUAAAUAUUAGAGAGUUUAAUCUCGUGCUCUACUCUUAUUUAGCAAUUACCUGAUUUGCCAGUAGCUUUAUAAUUUUUUUUUUUAAGAUAAUUGUUCAUUAUUUUGUCAAUGUUAUUUGAACUUAGGAUACGAGGGUCCUCUUUCUAGGGACUUUGCCUAGCUAGCAUGUCCUAACUUUGUUCUUGUCUGGCAUAACUUUAGUAAUCUUUGUCAUUACAUGUAACUUUGUUACUCUGUAUGACAUAUUAUUGUAUCCAUAAACAUGGUAAUUUUGAUACAGUUAUACUUUUACAGUGGUACAUAAUCCAAGGACUAGUAUAGAAUUAAGAUGAGUGCAAGAUGAGGGAGGGAAGGGUUUUGUUCUUGGUAAUUUAGAUGUGAAACCUCUAAGGAGCUAUCAUGUGAAACGACGUAGGGUGAUUGUGCUACUGUAUAAUUGGGGUGAUAAUACCAGGAAUUUUAAUAAGAUUUUGUAAAGAAUAUCCAGAAAAGUAGUGAACUUAUUUUCAGUAUGACAUAGAAAACAAUGUGAAUAUUUAAGGUCUGUGACUAUACUUCACUAAGAAUUUGCAGAAUUGUUUUGAGAUGUGAGAAUAAAGGUAAUUUUGUUGAAUCUUUAUUGGUGCUAAUGAUGGACAGUUAAAAAGGUAGCUAGUGUAUAUUGUUAUGGGUCAGUACUUAUUAGUACUUCCAAAAUCGAAUUUGAAAUGCUAUGUAUUCAUUUUUCACUCUGUAAAUGUAAUUCUUUACAAUGACUUUAUUUAUUAAAGGGCAGCCAGUUGUAAUUUUUACAGGAUUGUGUGAGCUAUUCAAACUCUUAAACCUCUGAACAGGAUAUUAGCUUCCGUAAACCACAAUGGGGAUAAAAUAUGGAAUUUCUUUUAAGUUUCGUUUCCAUUAAAUGAGAACCCUUAUAAUUCAUAUUGCCAUGAAUUUAACCAUCUCAUUUGCAUAAAGUAGUUCAUCAGCCUGGUCCCAAUAGGCUCAACCAAAGAAAAAGACUCCAAUGAAUGGACAUUAUUACUGAGUCUUCUUGUAAGUAGCCAUAAAUAAACCAAAAUAGUAUCAAAUUUAGGUAUGAAAUUCCACAUGUGCAAAGUACUGUUAAGGUGAUACAUUUUUGAUGAGAUUUUUAAAAAUAUUUGAACUAUUAAAAAGCAUUAUCUUUAAACAUCCUAUAAAAGAGUGAUUCAUUUUUUAGUUGUGUUUUCCCUAGAUCAAAGAUCAUAGAUUUGUUACCUUUACGCAGAAGCACAUUACAUAGAAAGGCUUUACUUCUACCUCUUUCAACUAAUUUUUCAAUAUUGAGCUGUGCCCCCUAAAUAUUUGCCUUAGCUAUUUUAAAAUACAAUAUUUUCAGAACCAAAGCAAAGGAGUGGUUUUUUUCACAGAAACAUUCUCAGAGGCUUACUUUACCAAAUAAACUGAUGGUAGUAUCCUUGAGUGGUGAGACCUUGCAUAAUUCCUAGUUCCUAUUUCUUGUUUAACCCUGAGGUUCAUUUCUUGUUGCAGGUAUUUAAAUACUGAAAAGUUGUGUAGUCACCCCAAGGUUUAUCUUUGAAAACAGUUACAAGUGCAUCUUGAUCUUCUCUGUGUAUGCAGAUUUGUUCUUGUUAGAGUUCUUAAGCGUCAAAAGAAAAUUUCUACCAUGAUACGUGGUUUCAUGCAGAAUGUCAUAAGGGGUGCAUACACUACUUUGUGCGAACAGAUUAUGAUUAUGUAGGAUACAUUACUUUUCUGGCCUAUCCUCUUUGAACUAAAGAAAUGACUAGUUUCAGAUAGUUGAAAGGAAAUGACUAUUUCAGAUAACCAAAUUUGAAAUAUGUUUGUUAGUUACCAAAUGUCUUGCCUUAAAACAUUUUAAGCACAUUUUCUGGUUGUAUUUGAGAAUUUAAGUUACUGAUUUUUAUUCCUUAACUAAUCUUAGAAAUAAACCACUGCUUGCAUAUGCAUGACUAUUAUGUACUCUCAAAGUACCCUUGGUUGAUUAGAUAUUUUAGGUUUUGCGUUUACUAUGGAAAUAAGGAUUUUUAAAAACAUGGUAAUAUCUCUAAAGGGAGACAGUUCUACUGUCAAGAUAUUUCACCGUUCCUGAAUUUUAUCUACACAGAAAAGCCAUUGUUUCUCACUUACUACUGUGCUUAAAUAGCUAGGUGAUUUUUAAGAUGUCUUUGCUAAGAAAAAUAAGAGCUUUGGUUAUGGAGAAUUCUUGAUUCAGCAGUCUGCUUUCUUGGGAUGCAGUAGGAUUCAUUAACCACAUUUACCCAGAUGAAGGAUUAAUAAACCCCACACAUGAGGAAAGCUUGGUGACACAUGCUAAUCUCAUGUACCAGUUUGUUUAUGAUAGGCUGAUUUAGGGGUUUUUGCAUUGGAAAAGUAGCACAUUCUGUUCCUACCGUUCUAGGGUCCCAGGUUAUGGUACUAAUGUGUUAACUUGAGAAUUCACAGCUAUAUUAAUAUCCGAAAUUUGAUUGCUGUAAGCGGACAGAUGUAAGCCAAAUAAUCAGAAGUUUGCUUGUUUUGUAAGAGAUGUUUGCCUCUGAAACAUCUGUCAUUACAGUAGAGAUGAUCUUGCCAGUGGAUCUGGAAUGCUCUGAGGGUUUUAGGUCUGAUACUAUGCAUCCAUUUUUUAUUCCACAAUGUUAAUUUGGGGACAGCCAGCUUUUGCUUCUAUGACUCCUGUUUCUGUUAACUUAUUAGUAUGUAUUCUGCCUGAAAUUUCUUAAGGUAGCUAGAUAAGCAAGAUACAUUGAAGGCUGUGUGGCUAGGAGUAAUUCUGGUGUCGUAAAAGUGACUUAACCUGUUUGCUGUGAUCCAUUAAUCUCAAAAGUAAAUUCUGAGGGCUAAUUUCCUUUAUCUCCAAGUUCUGGGAAGAAGCCUCACUUAAAACCUGUUUAGUGGUUGGUUUAACUUUAUUUGCCUAUUGUUAAGUAAUGAGUACAUUCUUUUUUUUUAAGUUGUGUUUUUCAAGCAGCUUCCUUACUUUGAAAAACUUCACACGUGCUCACUUGUUGUCAGCAGAUUGGGAUUUCAUUUUGUGAAUGUACUCAAAACCCCCAAGGACUAUUGAACAGGAUGUUUGCUGAUAGAAAAUCUAAAACAGGAGUUUGUGUAUAUGGUAUGAAUUCAAUCAGACAUUGAAUUUCAGCUCAGUAUCUAUUACAAGGAAUCAUUAAUAAAGUUUGUUUAUUGACUACAUAAA
Molecule: messenger RNA, 9566 nt
Organism: Aethalodelphis obliquidens (Pacific white-sided dolphin)
Lineage: Eukaryota; Metazoa; Chordata; Mammalia; Artiodactyla; Delphinidae
Gene: CCNT2
Product: cyclin T2
Exons: 5
Coding region: 2985-4754 (589 amino acids)
Biological process (GO): regulation of transcription by RNA polymerase II
Molecular function (GO): cyclin-dependent protein serine/threonine kinase regulator activity
Source: RefSeq, a predicted model, not a curated record